Cuscuta campestris is the source of this 1538-nucleotide messenger RNA. The record is from the annotation of a GenBank genome assembly. NCBI's taxonomy places the organism in Eukaryota, Viridiplantae, Streptophyta, Magnoliopsida, Solanales, Convolvulaceae.
AACCCAUACGAUGAUGACUACCAAGUCAACAAUGGGUCUGACUACUAUCCCUACCAUGAGGAACCACCAUAUGAUACCCCAUCUGAAAACUUUGGAUAUUCUCCGUACCAAGACUUUGAUGGGGAAGAUCAUUAUGAACCUCAUGGUGAUCACGAUGACUAUGACCGCAAUGGGCCUAUAUACGACGAUCAAGCUGAUCCGCUCGUCGAAGAAAUAACAAGAUUAGAACGGAAAAUCUUCUAUUUCGACGAAGUUUUAUUCGCUGAAGGCUCCUGGUAUGAACCACCCUACUCCCGUGACUAUACCCUGUUUGCUGAAGAACAAAUUGAAGCAAACAAGGUGGCAAUUCGAGAAAGAGCAAAACUUCAUGAAUCAGUCCGGAAGGAAAAGGAGUUCAAAAGGAGAUUAUGCGAAGGAUCAGAGAUGAUGCAGAAAAUGUUGGAUGACUUCCAAAGAGAGAGACUAGAAGCCGAGGCUAAAGCUGAUAAAUUAGUCAAUGAUCUCUGUAAGGCUGUUGAACUUAAACGCUCCCUCCAUUCUCAAGAUCAAAUGAGGGAGGUUAAUGCUCAAAACGAGGCUCUAGAACCUAAGACCAACCCAAAACCAUUCAACCAUCAGGUUCCAGUUCUAGAAGAUUCACCCAGUUUUUCACCAUCACAGCAACCCGAGAGCAUAACAACUCUCGUUAGGGCUACUGUGGUGAUGUUACCUGAAUGUCCUCCUAGCCAAGUCUCAACCAGCAUAGUUGUACAAGAGGUGGAACCAACUGAGGGACCUGACUCAGAACCACCUACGCUCAUUCAAGAAAAGGAGGAGGAAGUUUUGCCUAUGGCAAUAAACGACCAUCUCCUUAAUUGUGUUGAAGGAACAACUCCAGAGGAACCUGUUCUGGAGGAAAUAGAGCCCAUUACCUGCCCCCAAGAUACCAAUGGCCAAGAGUCCGAGCAGGAAUCUACAGGCGAGGAAAUACUUUACAUAGAAAAGCCAACUCUGUCUAUAGAAACCUAUGUACGUAAUGCUUCAUCUGAAGACUCAGACCAAACCUUCUUUGACUCCCUGCUUGACGGGUGUGACGAUGUCUGCCCGAAGGAUGGUUGGAGCUUAAGGAGUUGGGAUGAACUUCUGAUGAGUGACACUGAAGACUCUUCCAUGGGGGAAAGCAUGGUCGUAAUCAUCAAACCACAAAUGGAUAGUCAACCGACUGAAGAUAAGGAAGAAAUCAAUUUCGCAAUCAAGGCUAAUGAUGUGGAUCAACUGAGGAGACUUCCGCCACCACCCACCUAUCUAGAGUCUCCUCCUUUUAUCCUGUUGCCGCCAAGCCGCAGGGACGAGUCAAGGAUCCUGGACCUUGACCGAGCAACAAAUCAAACAAGGUGGCACCAGAAGAGAGUUAGAAGGGCCAAACUUUAUGACUCUCGGAUCGGGAAGUCGCGGAAAAAGUGGGUGAGCGUCGAGCUACGGACGUUAAAGAAGCGCUUAACGGGAGGCAACCCGUCAUUCAAAUAACUAAAAUAAUUAAAUAAAAACUUUGAUAGUUU